Rotaria sp. Silwood2 is the source of this 870-nucleotide messenger RNA. Lineage: Eukaryota; Metazoa; Rotifera; Eurotatoria; Philodinida; Philodinidae. The record is from the annotation of a GenBank genome assembly.
AUGGAACAACAAGCAAAAUCAGCAUUGAAAACAGUUCAAGCAACUGUUACUGAUGGUAUUAAAGACAUCAUUGGAAGUGGUAAAGAAGAUAAAAGUAAUGAACAAGAUUCGUCUUCAGUAGCAGAUGAACCGACAUCAUCUGAAAAUAAUACAACUAAGAAAGUAUCAAAACCGAGAGAUUCAGGCCCUAAACAAAUUAGUAUUCGUGAAAUUCCCAUGCUAGAAAAUGUUCAAGAAGUCAAAAAGAUAUUUAAUCGUCAUUUACAUUUUACUGUUGUUAAAGAUCGCGAUAUAGCUAGUAAUCGUGAUUAUUAUACAUCUACAGCUUAUACAGUUCGUGAUCAUCUUGUUGGUCGAUGGAUUCGUACAAAUCAAUAUCAUUUUGAAAAUGAUGAAAAGCGUGUCUAUUAUUUAUCUCUGGAAUUUCAUAUGGGACGAGCAUUAUCAAAUUGUUUGAUUAAUUUAGGCAUUAAAAAUACUGUUGAUAAAGCUCUUUGUCAAAUGGGUUUCAAUAUUGAAGAAUUAGAAGAAUACGAAUCAGAUGCAGCACUCGGGAAUGGUGGUCUUGGACGAUUGGCUGCGUGUUAUCUGGAUAGUAUGGCUACAUUAGGACUUGCUGGAUAUGGUUAUGGUCUUCGAUAUGAUUAUGGUAUAUUUGCACAAAGAAUUAAAGAUGGUUAUCAAGAUGAAUGUCCAGAGAAUUGGUUAAAAUUUGCAAAUCCAUGGGAAAUAGGUCGACCAGAACAUCUUGUGCCUAUUCAAUUUUAUGGUAAUGUUAUUAAUGAUGAAAAUGGAAAAAAGAAAUGGAUCAAUGCAGAUAUUGUUCAUGCUAUGCCAUAUGAUUUACCAGUAAGAAUGAAACUAUACUAA